GUUAGAGGAGACAGUUGUGUUUAGAAAGGCAAGCAAUGAACUGAAGAUUAAACAUGUAUGGAAAUUAUCCUCACUUCAUUAAGUUUCCUGCGGGCUUUGGCAAUUCCCCGGUCCAUGCCAGCUCCACAUCUGUGAGCCUGUCAUCAAGCCUUUCCUCAGGAAAUUCAGUGGAGGGGCACCACAACUACCUAGAAGCCCCUGCAAACACCUCCCGGGCACUGCAGUCCCCCAUGAGCACCAUCGGGUCUCCAGUGAACGCGCUGGGUUCACCGUACAGAGUCAUUGCUUCCUCCAUCGGCUCGCAUCCCAUCUCGCUGCCUUCAGCCCCAGGCAUGAAUUUUGUGACACAUGCAAGUCCACAGCUCAAUGUCUUGAACAAUGUCAGCAUCUCAGAGGAUGUCAAACCCUUGCCAGGUCUCCCAGGGAUUGGGAACAUGAAUUAUCCAUCUACAAGCCCAGGAUCCUUAGCCAAACACAUCUGUGCCAUCUGUGGGGACAGGUCCUCAGGGAAGCACUAUGGGGUGUACAGCUGUGAGGGCUGCAAAGGCUUUUUCAAGAGGACAAUCCGGAAGGACCUGAUCUACACUUGCCGUGACAACAAGGACUGCCUCAUAGACAAGCGCCAACGCAACCGCUGCCAGUACUGCCGCUAUCAGAAGUGCCUCGCAAUGGGCAUGAAGAGGGAAGCUGUGCAGGAGGAGAGGCAGAGGAGUAGGGAGCGGAGUGAGAAUGAAGCUGAGUCCACAAGCAGUGGCAGUGAGGACAUGCCUGUGGAGAGGAUCCUAGAAGCUGAGCUGGCAGUUGAACCCAAGACAGAGGCAUACAGCGAUGUGAACACAGAGAGCUCGACAAAUGACCCUGUUACCAACAUAUGCCACGCAGCUGACAAGCAGCUCUUCACACUUGUUGAGUGGGCCAAGCGAAUUCCUCACUUCUCUGACUUGACCCUGGAAGAUCAAGUCAUUCUCCUUCGAGCAGGAUGGAAUGAGCUGCUCAUUGCCUCAUUCUCCCAUCGCUCUGUGUCAGUGCAAGAUGGCAUCCUUCUGGCCACGGGCUUGCACGUGCACCGCAGCAGUGCCCACAGUGCUGGCGUGGGCUCCAUCUUUGACAGGGUUUUGACAGAACUGGUGUCCAAAAUGAAAGACAUGCAGAUGGAUAAGUCAGAGCUGGGGUGCCUGCGAGCCAUUGUCCUGUUUAACCCAGAUGCUAAGGGUUUGUCCAGCCCUUCAGAAGUGGAAUCACUGAGGGAGAAGGUCUAUGCCACGCUGGAAGCCUACACAAAGCAGAAGUACCCUGAGCAGCCAGGGCGGUUUGCCAAACUCCUUCUGCGUCUGCCGGCACUGCGGUCCAUUGGGCUGAAGUGCCUGGAGCACCUCUUUUUCUUCAAGCUGAUUGGAGACACCCCCAUUGACACCUUCCUCAUGGAGAUGCUGGAGACACCCCUUCAGGUCACUUGAGGGUCUGGCCUCUCUCUGGCCAGACCCUGUCCCCACCGUGCCCCUGCACAACCUCCCACCCCUCCACUCUGAGCCUGUGAGAGCUCCCACCCUCCCUCCACUCCUCCUCGGUGGGAUUGUUGUGUUUUGUACAGCUGUAAAUCACCUCCUCUAACCCUCCCUGCCCUGGCUGUGGGAGGUCGCAGAUCCUCUGACCGGUUAACCAUUCCCCUACCCCCUGUACAGAUAAUUGCUUUAAAUUAUUUUUUCAUUCUCAAUAAAAACCAACAA
This is a messenger RNA of Melopsittacus undulatus (budgerigar), 1727 nucleotides long. It is a transcript of the gene RXRG, whose product is annotated as retinoid X receptor gamma. The transcript has 10 exons. Bases 54 to 1457 code for a protein of 467 amino acids. The record is from RefSeq and is a predicted model, not a curated record. NCBI's taxonomy places the organism in Eukaryota, Metazoa, Chordata, Aves, Psittaciformes, Psittaculidae. Gene Ontology annotation, biological process: regulation of transcription by RNA polymerase II; response to retinoic acid; retinoic acid receptor signaling pathway. Gene Ontology annotation, molecular function: nuclear steroid receptor activity; zinc ion binding; retinoic acid-responsive element binding. Gene Ontology annotation, cellular component: nucleus.